Messenger RNA from Dipodomys ordii (Ord's kangaroo rat), 1620 nucleotides. Its product is annotated as PRAME family member 8-like. Gene Ontology annotation, cellular component: cytoplasm. The record is from RefSeq and is a predicted model, not a curated record. NCBI's taxonomy places the organism in Eukaryota, Metazoa, Chordata, Mammalia, Rodentia, Heteromyidae. The transcript has a single exon. The coding region runs from base 1 to 1620 and encodes 539 amino acids. Gene Ontology annotation, biological process: positive regulation of cell population proliferation; negative regulation of cell differentiation; negative regulation of DNA-templated transcription.
AUGCCCAGGGAUCAGAGAAGAGCACCAGAGUCCCAGAGCCUGCAGUCAGUGCCUGGCCCUGCUGGGAUUCCUAGAGCUGCCUCACACUUGGUCCAGGACUCCUCCCUCAAGAUGAGCAUCAGGACUCCUGCCUCACUCCAGCAUCUGGCCAUGCAGAGUCUGCUGAGCUACCAGGCCCUGGCCACCUCUGGCCUGGAGGAUCUUCCAGUGCUGCUGUUCCCUUGGCUCUUCCAGGAGGCCUAUGCCAGGGGCCACACAGAGGUGCUCAAGGCCAUGGUGCAGGCCUGGCCCUUCUCCUGCCUCCCCCUGGGGGACCUGGCCAAGUCACCAGACCUGGAAACCUUCAAGGCUGUCCUGGAUGGGCUGGACCUGAUACUUGCCAACAAGGAGCGCCCUCAUGCGGUGAAACUACAAGUGCUAGAUCUGCGGAAGGAGAACCCAGACAUCUGGACACAGGGCUACACAUCCAUGGCCCGAAUCGUUCCCUCAGGAGUUCUGAUGGACAGACCCACAAGAAGUCGCCAUUCAGGGAUGACUGAAGAGCAGCCCUUCUUGAUUGCCAUUGACCUGACCAUCAAAAAUGGAGCCCAGGAUGAUCUCCAAGCCUACCUGCUCCAGUGGGCCAGAGAGAAGAAGGAAAGAGUCCAGCUGUGCUCGAGGAAGCUACAGAUUCUCCAGAGCUCCUUGUCCAAAGUCUACAAGACUCUACUGGUGGUGAGUUUGGACUCCAUCCAGGAACUUGUCCUGAAUGAAGUAAGCUGCUCUGUUAAAAUGAUUUUCAAGUUGGCUCCUUACCUCAGGCAGAUGAAGAACCUUCACAUCCUCAAAUGCACCAAGAUUAGGUCCUAUCACCAAUAUACUCAAUUUGAAGAAUGGAUUUAUCUCCACUUCUUCUGGGCACAGCUGAGGCACCUGCAGCACCUGCAGGAGCUUCAUGUGCAUGACGGCUUCUUCUCUGAUGGAAACCUGCCCACUAUCCUGAGGAGACUGACGCCUUUGAAGACCUUGUCUCUGAAUGAACUUAGAAUGCAGGAUGCCGACCUUUGUUUUCUGGCUCAGUGUCCCUGCACCAGGAAACUCAAGCACCUGCAUCUGAGGAAUUUGGUCCUGAACACCUUCAGGCCUGACCGCCUGAGAACCCUGCUGCAGCCAGUGACCAGCACCCUGGAGUCCCUGGCCCUGGAGUUCUGUGACUUCACUGAUGACAGGCUCUCUGCCAUCCUGCCUGCUCUGAUCCAGUGCUUCCACCUCAGCUUCUUCAGUUUCUAUGGAAACAAAAUCUCCAUGGCUGCCCUGCAGAACCUCUUGAGACACAUGUCCAGGCUGCGCCACUUGAGACUAGGGAUCUAUCCUGCCCCUCUAGAGAGCUACCAUCUUUCCCGGGAUCUGAAGCAAGUGCUCUACAGCCCUCGGAGAUUUGCCCAGGUUCAGGCUGAUCUGGCACAGGCACUGACACACAUGGAGACAACCCACAAGGUCCAGAUCUGUGUCAAUAAGGAUAGUAACUGGAGCAAGAAAUAUUUUUCCGACUCAGAUUGUGAAUUCUAUAUCCUGUGCCCUGAUGGCUCCUGGGUGAAAACAAGGAAGGGUUGUGCAGGACUUUCUGCUCUUGCUGAGUAA